Mercenaria mercenaria is the source of this 4626-nucleotide messenger RNA. RefSeq lists its product as uncharacterized. The transcript has a single exon. NCBI's taxonomy places the organism in Eukaryota, Metazoa, Mollusca, Bivalvia, Venerida, Veneridae. The record is from RefSeq and is a predicted model, not a curated record. The coding region runs from base 1 to 4626 and encodes 1541 amino acids. Gene Ontology annotation, molecular function: zinc ion binding; nucleic acid binding.
AUGGAAAAGCAAAAAGACGGCCAGGAGGCUAUUAGUGCGAUGUCGUCAAAUUCGAAUUUACGAUAUCUGAAAAGCGUGAGGACAAGGUUUCGUAAUACGUUGAAGGAAGAGGUUGAGAAAGCUGCAUCAUUGUUAACGUCGGAGUGUGAGGAAUACGAGUUAGAUGAAAAAAUAAGCAGUGCUUCGUCAUGUAUGGAAAAGAUUAGCUUAUACCGAGAAAAGGUAGAAAAUCAGAGCGAAAAACUAGUCACAUCGAUGGGGGAAAGUGAAGAAAUUGAGGUGAUUGUGGAUGAUGACUGUAGUUUGUGUUUCCGUGCAAUGGACAUUCAUCUAGAACUAAAGAAUUUCUUGAGCAAACUUUAUAAGUUAAAGGACAAAUUAGAAGAAAAACCACAUGAAGAGUCGGACACUCAUCUGUUAAUUCAACUACAGCAAAAUAUGCAACAAUUAAUGUCUUCACAAAUGAAGCAACAAGAAUUGACAAACAGAAAAGAAGCUGAAAAAUUGUCGUCAGUUAAGCUACCGAAAAUAGAUAUGAUAUCUUUCGCCGGUGAUAAAACUAAGUGGACUGAAUUUUGGGACUGUUUCCAGAGCGCAGUACACAACAAUAAAAUGAUAUCAAACAUUGAAAAAUUUACCUAUCUGAAGAGCAAAUUAUUCGGUGAAGCAGGAAGGGCGAUUGCUGGAUUAGCCCUGUCGAGCGAAAACUAUAACGUAGCAAUAGACAUUUUGAAGAAAAGAUUUGGCAAUUCACAAGAAAUAAUUGAUCUUCACUACAAGCGACUGAUAAACAUUCCGUCGGCUACAAACAAAGUUAGCAGUUUGAGAUAUUUGAUAGACAAUGUCGAUAAACAUUUUAGAAGUCUUGAAAGUCUCGAUCAAAACGUCAACCAAGACAUUAUUGUGUCAAUCAUAAAGUCGAAAAUACCUGAAGAUGUGUUACUGCAACUUGAAAUCAUGAAAGAUGUCGACGAAAAGUGGACAGUUAGAACUUUAAGCAAACGUUUAAAUGACUAUAUUGUAGCGCGUGAAAGGGCAGUAAAGGACACGAACAGUACCGACAUUAGACAACGACGCUCAGCUACGAUGUCAUAUGAAAGGAAAGAGCGAAACUUUGGACCGGGAAUGAGAAAUCGUACGUCUGAAUCUACACCAAAACAUACGACAGAGGCGUUUGUAGCGGGAGAAAAUAGAGCAAUUACGCAAACAUUUACGAAAGCGUGUAGAUACUGCAACGGCGAGCACUGGAGCGAUGAAUGUAAAAGGUAUAAAACAAUUGAUGAAAGGAAAAAACGGUUGAAAGGAUGCUGUUAUAAAUGUUUGAAAGAUAAUCAUAGAGCAAAGGACUGUAAAAGCACAAGAGUUUGUACGUACUGCAAGAAAGUGAACGUACAUCACCGAAGUUUAUGUGACAAAAGAUUUCAAAUUAAUCAAAAUCAUGAAAGCGCAAAUUUGUCCAAUGAAGUGGAAAAUGUUGAAAAUACGGAAAGCGAAAAUAAAACAUUAGAAAACGAAGAAACAGGACUUCUAUCUUACAAUGAAAAUGUAUUAAUGCAAACAGCAUUUACAGAAAUAAAAAAUGCAAGAAAUGGGCAAAGUGAACAUGUAAGACUUAUGCUUGACUGUGGAAGUCACCGAACAUAUGUUUCACAAAGUUUAGCAGAUCGUUUGAACCUGGAGGUAAAUGGAGAGCAAAGCAUUCAUCUUAUAACAUUUGGUAGCAGAAAUAAAAAGGUUAUACAAACAAAAUCAACGAAGAUCGAUAUUAAACUUCAAAACGGAGAGUACAUGACACUGACUGCAAAUAUUGUACCCAACAUCACUGGAACUAUCAGUAGAAAGGCGGUUAGAUUGAAAUCACAGUCUAAAUUUGACAGUCUUACAAAGGAUCUUAUAUUAGCGAACAAUAUCCCCACCCAAAAUGAAACUGAAACACUUGAUUUGCUUAUUGGUAAUGACUAUUACCUGGACAUCGUGCAGACUGAAAAAAUCGAAGUUCAGCAAGGACUGUACCUAUUAGCGACAAAAUUUGGCUGGAUGCUUUCAGGGAGAACAGAAGUUACUGAUGAAUACGAUUCUAGUGACAUGAACAUGUUGAUUCUAAACUAUGGAAAUAACGUAACGAAAACAAAUGUAUUCACAAACGCGGACAGUGUAGUUCCAACAAAACCAGAUAUCGAAGACUUUUGGAAUGUUGAAUCUAUUGGAAUAACUACUGAAAGGGAAAACACAGAUGAUCAAAUUGUUAUGCAACAUUUCAAGGAUACACUUAAGCGCGAGGACGGGCGAUAUCAGGUUACAUGGCCCUGGAAACGAGAUAUUGAUGAAUUGCCGGAAAAUCGUGGAUUGGCAUUAGGGAGACUGAAAUCAUUAGUUACUCGAAUCGAAAGACAACCUGAACUGAAACAGCAAUACGACGAUGUAAUUCAAGACCAGCUUGCAAAGGGCGUUAUUGAAAAAGUUGACAAAUGUGCAGAGUACGGAUAUAAACAUUAUAUCCCACACCAUGUAGUUAUCACACCAACGAAAUGUACAACCAAACUUCGAGUUGUUUAUGAUGCAUCAGCAAAGACAAGAGCUGACAACAAAAGUCUGAAUGAAUGCUUAUACAGAGGCCCUGUCAAGCUACAUGACCUCUGUGGAAUUUUAAUGCGGUUUAGAUUACACAAAAUUGGUAUAGUUGCCGAUAUAGAGAAGGCAUUUCUGCAAGUGGGAUUACAACCUUUAGAAAGAGACGUUACCCGAUUUCUGUGGCUCAAGGACAUCAAUAUAUCAAUCAUAAAUGAAGACAAUAUACAAGAAUUUCGCUUCGCAAGGGUGCCGUUUGGCGUAAUUUCGAGUCCAUUUCUACUGGGUGCCACUAUCGAAUGCCAUCUGGAUUCAUAUGAAAGUGAAAUUUCAGAAAAACUGAAAAAUGAUAUAUACGUGGACAAUGUUAUUACUGGAACCGAAACCGAGACUGAAGCCAUUAAGUUUUACGAAACAUCAAAAUCGAUCUUUAAAGGUGCAUCAAUGAACUUACGUGAAUGGACUACAAACAGUAAAUCCGUGAAUACUUCCAUACCUACUGAAGAUAGGUCAGGGUGUGAAAAGACAAAGGUGCUAGGACACUAUUGGAAUGUUAAAGAUGACACAUUUUCUAUCAAAGCGUCGAUCUUGUUACCUGAAACGUCACAGAUUACAAAACGAACAGUGCUAAAACAGAUAGCUUCAGUGUAUGACCCUCUAGGUCUAUUCUGUCCGAUUUUGCUUCGGGGGAAGAUACUUCUACAAUCAUUGUGGAGUAAACAUUGUGACUGGGAUGAUGAACUUGAAAAUAGUGACAUUCUGUCAUGGAAAUCGAUCAAAGAAGAUUUUGUUAAUAUUCCAAAUUCUCAAAUUCCAAGAUAUGUUGGAUUACAAGUUGUCGAUGAAAAUACAAAAGUACAAAACAGAUUGGUUUGCUUCUGCGAUGCUUCAAAAUAUGCAUAUGCGUGUUGCAUUUAUCUUAUUCAGGGAGAUAAAAAUGUAACAAAAGGGAACCUUGUAUUCGCAAAGUCAAGAUUAGCUCCUAUAAAACAAAAUAUGACGAUUCCAAGAUUAGAAUUACUGGCGAUGGUCAUAGGAGUUCGUUGCAUUGAAUUUGUGAGAAAAGAGCUUAAAUUAGAAAUAGAAGAAACUUACUUGUUCACGGACUCGCAAUGUGCAUUGAAAUGGACAGAAACAGAAAAGGCGUUACCCGUAUUUAUCAAGAACAGAGUUAAAGAAAUAAAAAGUCACGGUGACAUUUCGUUUAGAUACGUAUCUACAAAGGAAAAUCCAGCAGACGUAGCAAGUAGAGGAGUUACAAUGGAUCAGCUACAAAACAAUCAACUAUGGUGGCAUGGUCCUAGUUGGUUAUCGAAACCGAAAAACGAAUGGAAAAUUGACGAAAAAUUUGUGAUAGCGGAAUCAAAAUUUGAAAAUACUGAGCAAGAUGUAGAAACGAAGAAAAAUGAACCAUUGUUAAAAUCUGAAGAUGCGCCUGCUUUAGGUUCAGACAAUAAUUCUCCUUGCGGAAUUAAAAGUGAAAAGUACUCAUCUGCAAUCAAGCUGUUCAGAGUUACAGCCCUUGUCUUACGUUUUAUCAAAAGGAUAAAGAAACAGAAAUGUGAAACUGAAUCGAUUUCAAGUGAUGAAUUGUUACAUGUCGAAAAUUUGUGGAUAUUGCAUUUACAGAGAAAGUGCUAUCAAGAUGUGUACGAGUCGAUUACAAACGGUAAAAAAUGUACCAUAAAGCAACAGCUUGGAGUAUUCAUAGAUAAAAAUGGUCUGCUUAGAUGCAGAGGCAGGCUUGAAAACGCAAAUAUUAGCGAUGCAGCCAGAUAUCCUAUCCUUUUACCAAAGAAAGAUCAUAUUACACGUUUAAUUAUUGAACGCGCUCAUAAACAGCAACUUCAUAGUGGAUUAUCUCAAACGUUGAGUGCUGUGCGAUAUAAAUUCUGGAUUCCCAGUGGGCGUGCUACUGUGCGCAGUGCGUACUGUGUCGAAAAAUCGAGGGCGGUGCGUACAAGAUGCCGCCAAUGCCCCCGUUUCCAAAGGGACGUGUUACGGAGGCGGUCGCGUUUGAAAGGACAGGUCUUGAUUAUCUGGGACCCCUCUACAUAA